GUAGAGUAUGGUAGGUCUCACUACUGUUCUUGCAAUUUCUAUUUCUAUGAUUUUUGGCUUUUUUUUCUAUUUUAUUAGAUGAUUUAUCAACUGUUUUUAGUUUUUUUUAUAUCCCACUCUCAUCUGCUAUUACUAUCUAUUAUUGCCCUUGGAUAUUCAUAUUAUUUCACUUGUUCAAUUUGUUUUCCUUGAAUUCGAAUAUUUUGUACUUCAUCUUCAUUAUUUCCUAGUUUUAUUGGUAUCAAAUAUCUUAUUCCUUUGUUUAAUUAUAAAUAAAUAUAUAAUACCAAAAGAAAGAGGAACUAAAUUUGAUUUAUAUGACAUAACAAACGAAUCCCAAAACAUAAUCACCUUGAAAUAAAUUAUAUCGUUUUUCUAUUCGUCAGAUGUGUGAAUACGCAUUCGCACAACGUGGAUGUCUGGUAACAUUCUAAACUUGUUUCAAGAGUUUAAAAAUAGUUGGCCAUAAAGAGUUACCGCAGUUAUUUAUGUAUCGUUUUUAGAAUAGUGAGCUGGUUUACUAUAAUUAAAUUGUGUUCUCGCUUACGGCACAAGGUUAUAAUGUGAAGUUUUAGGUAUUACCGUUCUGUUCUGCUUUGUAGUGUCUGGGACUGCUAUCGAGAUCAUUAGGAAGUCAAAUUUCUAGAGACUGUAAACCUAUUGCAGUUAUCAUGACCAAGGUACCAACGGUUAAGUUUAACAAUGGUCAAGAAUUUCCCAUUUAUGGCCUUGGAACAUGGAAAUCUGCUCCUGGAGCAGUUACUCAAGCAGUUAAAGAUGCCAUCGAUAUUGGUUACCCUCAUAUCGACUGUGCUCAUAUUUAUGGAAAUGAAGCCGAAGUUGGUGAAGGUUUGAAAGCUAAAUUCAACGAUGGAACGGUGAAACGUAAAGAUAUAUACAUUACCAGUAAAUUAUGGAACACAAUGCAUAGACCAGAUUUAGUAGAAUCUGCCAUUCGUACCACAUUGAAAAAUCUGGGUUUGGAAUAUUUGGAUCUUUACUUAAUUCAUUGGCCGUUUGCCCUGAAGGAAGGUGACGAUUUAUUUCCCAAAAAUAGCGAUGGUACAACUGCUUACAGCGAUGUUGACUACGUUGAUACGUGGAAAGCAAUGGAAGACUUGGUUAAGAAAGGACUCACUAAGUCAAUUGGUAUUUCUAACUUCAAUAAACGUCAGACUGAACGCAUUUUGGAAAAUUGCUCUAUUAAACCUGUUACAAAUCAAAUUGAAGUUCAUCCCUACCUCAACCAACAAAAACUUAUCGAUUAUCUCAAAUCUAAAGAUAUUGUGGUAACGGCUUAUAGUCCAUUGGGUUCACCUGACAGGCCAUGGGCUAAACCGGAUGACCCUCAGCUGUUGCAGGACCCGAAAAUAAAAAAUAUCGCCGACAAAUAUAAAAAAACUACAGCUCAAAUUCUACUAAGAUAUGGUGUUCAAAGAAAUUUGAUCGUUAUUCCAAAAUCCGUCACUAAAUCUAGAAUUGAAGAAAACUUCAACAUCUGGGACUUUUGUUUGAGUGAUGAAGAUAUGGAGCUUUUGAAUGGUUUUGAUUGUAAAGGAAGAUUUUGCCCAUUCACAGAUGCUAUCACACACAAGGAUCAUCCUUUUGCCAAUGACGAAUACUAAGAGCAUCUGAAUAUAUAAAUAUAAUGAGUGAAAAUUCAACUGAUCGGUAUUUCUUUAUAAUUGUGAUGUAUUUUUAAUUGUUCAAAUAAAAUAUAUUUUAAUCUA
Molecule: messenger RNA, 1730 nt
Organism: Diorhabda carinulata
Lineage: Eukaryota; Metazoa; Arthropoda; Insecta; Coleoptera; Chrysomelidae
Product: aldo-keto reductase family 1 member B1-like
Exons: 5
Coding region: 672-1625 (317 amino acids)
Cellular component (GO): cytosol
Molecular function (GO): aldose reductase (NADPH) activity
Source: RefSeq, a predicted model, not a curated record